Neospora caninum is the source of this 3912-nucleotide messenger RNA. RefSeq lists its product as hypothetical. Bases 1 to 3912 code for a protein of 1303 amino acids. The record is from RefSeq and is a predicted model, not a curated record. The transcript is spliced from 3 exons. Lineage: Eukaryota; Apicomplexa; Conoidasida; Eucoccidiorida; Sarcocystidae.
AUGGAUCCUCUCCCUCACGUCCUCGCCUCUGCUUCUUGCCGCCCGGCCCUUCAGCAGGAAGCAACCACUCAAAAUCACUUCGUCAAAGUUGCCCCGGAGAAGAUGCUGCUCCCCAAUCUGGCCUUUACUACUGCACAGGAUAUCCGGGCAAGCGGAGUUGCUGCGUUCAUGAAGGGGGAUGAAAUUCGAGGAUGCAUUGACGGUUUUCAGCCUCCGAGCUUCACGUCCAGCAAUUCUUUGGCCGCAACGCCACUGUACGGCCACCAGGGUACUGAGGGCACUCCAGAAGGCUCUGUGAGUGCUUCAUCUUUUUCUGUCCCGUCGAAAGUUUCUGGAGAUCGUUUCCGUUUCUCCGAGCAUUUCUUUUCCUCCUUCCGCCAGCAGUGCGGUGCGACAGCAUGCGCUGCGGCAGUUGUUCCAGCAAAGGAGAAUGUGUGGCCUUGGAACGACAGCUCUUCUACAGCGCCGAAGGUGACUUGGGCGUACGAGAGAAACGGAAAUGCGGCGCACGCAGCGGAUCGAGAGCAGCCAAGUGAACGGCCAGAAACGCUCGAGUUCCGUGAUGCGUGGAACAGAGGAAAACCUGAACGGGAUGGCUGCAGUGUAGAACUAUCCGAGAAGUCUCCGGACUCCACAACUCCCCACAUCGACGGAGGCAACAAAGAUUUUGCGUGGUACCACAUGCCAGCGUCAUCUCAAGGCCGUGACCAGUCGCUGCCAAGGCGUAGGGCCCCGAUGCUGUCUCGAUGGGGUGACAGUCGCAGAGAUGACCUCAGUUCCUCCUCCUCUCUGGCAACAAGCGAAUCCGUUUCCUCGUGGGCCUCUCCACUACGUUCUCGCCGUGUCCCUGCUUCCUCCUGUCCUCCGUCUCCUUUCUCCGCUCCCGUUUCCUCCUCCUCUUCGACUUCUGACCGCUCCUCUGCGUGGCAUGAUGCUGCGUCGCCUGCACUUGGCCACCGCUCUUCUCCGUCUCCCGUCGUGUCUCUUUCGUCAGAUCCUUCUCGGUCUUUCUCUUUUGCCUCCGCUACGCCUGGCCUCCCAGCUGCUCCCCCGUCAGCUUCUUCCGCUCUCUCGAUGAGUGCUUCACGUGCUUCUGAGUGGGGAGAGAGGCGAGACAGCGACAUGGUCAUCUUCUCUGUCGGAGAGCGCACGCCUGCGCGCGUGUACUUUUUGCCGCCCGAGGAGAGCGCAUGCCGUGCGGAGUUCCCCCACCCUUUUCGAGCUCGCGCUCCCCUCGUCAGUUUUCCGAAGAGUGAAAAGAGCGUGGCGGCAAACAGGGCUCUUGUCCGCCGCUUCUGGCCUUUUGGAAGCAUGACAGACCGAGGGAUCCCGACGCCCAAGCGAAACAGGGAGCUCAGCAGCGGCCUCGCGGAACGCGCUCCACAAAAAGAAGAGGAGCAGAAACAGAGCAACAAAGACUUGGAAGAUGCAUGCCCCACGCGCCCGCCUUGGAUUUUUGAGGACUCCGAUCGUCUGACGGUCGAAGGAACGGAAAGGCGCGGCGACAUUGUGCAGCCACACUGUCCCCCGUUGCCGUUGUCGCUGGUCGCCUCCUCUUCACCUGGGUCUCCGUCCUUGUCUGUGCCGUCUUCGUCUCCUAUCCAUCCAACAUCGCCUGUCUGUGCUGGCGCCGCAUUCUCCUGCCGUUUCUCGAGCGGUGCUGCGGGAGAUGAACAAGAUGCAGAACGUGAGCUCGUGUCUUGCUCCUCUGUGACAGCGAAGGAUUCACAUGAGACGCUCGGGAACACUGAACUAUCUUGCUGCAGUGGUCAUCCCGUGGCGAAAGUCCUCCACAUUUUGCACGAGGAAGUGCGGAAACGCGAGUGCUCCUCUGUGACGGCAUCUGGAGGGCCUUCCCGGCUGUACGUCAAGACGGAGAAUUCUUUUCUCUCAACUGAUGGAGAGACAGCAGCAACACGGGAAGCGCCUGUCUCUGCGCAGGCAUCGGCGGCAGGGGACGAAACGACCGCUCGAAGCAUUCAAAGCACAUCUGAUAGGGUUGUCGUCUACGCUUCCUCUGGAGACUCGCUUGCGCCUUCCAUGACUCCGAGUCGACGGCAAAGUGGGUGCACAUGCAGAGGCUCGGCCCGUCCUUCUGCGGAUGAUCCUUCCCGCCUUUCGACUCACCAGAAAUGGCCCACACGAGCCCCCGAGAUUUCCUCUGCUUCGCGUUCCGGCGGCGUCUCUGCUUUCGACAUUCGGAGAGGCACUGGAGUGGCGCGUCUUGGUCCUUCCUCGUUUCCGGCGGCGGCUUAUGCGCAGCUGCACACACCGUGCGUGGGUCGCUGUCCUUUCUCCGUCCGCGCGGUGCUGUCGAAAUCGCACAAACCAGUUGAUGAAGCGGUACGCAGUGCUUUGGUGGGGACGCCGGAGGCAGCCUGCGUCAGCAACCCGAGAAGUGCGGAGAGUUCCACUUCAGAGAACACCUCGGCUCGCUUCGGAGGACAUUCCCGUGGCGACUGCAGCAACCUGGCGACUGACUUCAACGGAUCAACACUCGUUGUGUCCCAUGCCGCCCCGCGCGUGCGCUUCGGCCAGGGGGGGAAGGCGUUGCCACAGGAAACAAAGAUGAACCGUGUCAGGAUCCUUCUUCAUGGGAACGCGGAGACAACUGAGGCAGUCGAGAACGAGGACGCUGGGGUCGGUGUGGGCGCAGCAAAUAGAGGAAACGCGCCACUGUUCGAUCCCUCCAUCGAUCGGAAACACUUCCUGCGGCCGACGGUUUGCUCUCUGAGUCGGAGCCGCACAGAUUCCCGCUCUGGGCGAGAAUCGAGCGCAAGCAGGGGCUCUUCGUUGAACGAGAGCAUCUCUUCCUCUUCGCCUUUCCAAGCGCAGGGGAGAAAAAACCUGUCGCGCGCCGACAGAGCAGCAGCGAGAGGACGCGCUGCAAUCGCGGCUGCGGCUUGUGCACACCGAGGCCUUCGACGGCGCGACGCUCGGCAACCUGCCGAACGAGGGGUUCUGACCGAGCUAGCGACGACCGACGCAAGCAAGUCUGAUCAGAAAGAGCAAAAGAACAAGGCGUUCGGAAAUGGAGAGGGACGCAGCUCUACGAUUCAUCGAAGGAGGGCGGCAGGCGACAAGCAGAGUGGUCGAAGCACCCACGCGGCGACAGCCGAGGCGGCAUGCAAAGAACGCCCUCGGGCAACAAUGCACGCUUCUCGAUUUCCCGGCAACUCGCUUUCGGUGGCGAAGCAGCCUGCAGGUUCUUCAAAGACCCUUGUUGUUCAGGAAUACGAAGCGAGGGAGAAGGAUUCACCGAACUGCCCCAAGUUCACGAUCUGUGUACACAAAGAAACGGAUGGAGACGCGAGCUCGUGCUCAGCCCCGAGACAGCAUAAUUCUUCUGCUUCCUUCACACGAAGCGCGGGCCGGUCCCCCGUUUCGCGGGGACCGUCUCUCCAAACAGGAAACGGAGAUUUAGCGGGAAGUAGACGAAUCCAAGAAGGGGGGGCCAUGCUUCGGCGCAAGCACGACGGCAGAGCUACUGUGGCACUACUGACGAGAAGCGAUAGUGAUCUGGAUUCUGUCGCUGCCGAGCGUGAAGAUCGCAUGCGUUUGCUCGACUAUUGUCGAAGCAUAUUGGCAGGCGGUGUGUACUCGAAGAUGUAUCGCGAAGGGCCCUACAGGAUGAAGCGAUGCUCAUACACCCUGACAUGGCAGCCGGUAUGCAUCCGAUACUCUAGCGACACCGCCUCCCGUCAAAAAGAGAGACACCGCUUUCUCGCCGAUGAAGGCAGCGUUCCACAAGCAACAGUACCAGUCACAGUCUGUCCUCAGUGUCUUCGUAAAAACAAAAUCCAUGACGCGUCUCGACAGAAAACUCGAUUACUGUCGUUCACAUUAGACUGUCUCAAAUUGCCGACUACCAGCACACACUGUACUCUUACUCUCUCUCUCGCGUUGCUGUAG